Messenger RNA from Tigriopus californicus, 1855 nucleotides. RefSeq lists its product as uncharacterized. The transcript is spliced from 15 exons. Lineage: Eukaryota; Metazoa; Arthropoda; Copepoda; Harpacticoida; Harpacticidae. The record is from RefSeq and is a predicted model, not a curated record. Bases 443 to 1699 code for a protein of 418 amino acids.
AAGCCGGAACACUUGCUCGAUGGAGGCUCCCUGAGCAAGGAAGUCGUCGACUAUCUUCAGUAGCCACUCAAAAAGGGCCCAAAUCGCGUCAUCGGUGCGGACAUUGAAGGCAUCCUUGCUCGACUUGAGCCCCAUUGAUUGGAGUCACAAGAUACCUGUGUUUUUUCUGUGCUUUUCUAUCCGUCUGGGAGCAGGAACAUGGUCAACUUUGCGCUCUCGAGAUCCAAUGGGACCUGAAAAUAGCCAAUCGACAUUCGCCCAUCCCUAAAGUCUACUGACUUUCUAUUGGCUCGACCAAGACCACGAAGCUUCCAGGAUGCCAAGGUACGCACAGACCUGUAUGGAUAGAAAAUGGUUCUCCAGGAUUGGAGUCAUCGGAUUCCGGUUUCGAAGUCUACGAUCGUAGACCAAAGUAGACAAACCAUGUUGCGAGCGCGCGUCUAUGACUUGCAUGGUAAUUUCAAACAGUCUUGUCUUGAUCAUUAAAGAGUCAGGAACCAUGCUCGCUUGCGGGACUCUUUUCAUUGCAUUCUCACUGGUCGCCAGUUCUACAUCCUUGCAAGAUGGAGUGAAUGCCACUGCCAAAUCCAGAAAGGGUCGAGCCCUCUCUUUGUUUGAAGUCGUGAGGUUCAAGAACGAUGUUUGCAUGCCUGCUGGUGCCACUCGCAUGGGAACAUGUUACACCAGCGACGAAUGUACCCGACGAAAGGGCUCCCCAUCUGGAACAUGUGCCAAUGGAUUUGGCGUCUGUUGCAUAAUCAGCUUGGCUUGCGGUCAAACAUCCUCAGAUAAUAAUACUUAUAUAACUGGAACGGGCUCGACUAGUCCCACCAUGGUGACUGUAUGUUCUUAUGGAAUAUGUAAAGCAUCGCCGGAUAUUUGUCGAAUUCGAUUGGACUUUUUGAAACACACCCUUACCGGUCCUACGGUCGGAACCACAGACAGCCAAGAGGAGGAUAACGGUCUUGCUGUUGGCGAUUGUAUUACUGACUCGUUCACCGUUAAAAACCCGCGGGCUAAAUCGCCACCCGUUGUCUGCGGUUUCAAUGAUGGCCAACACAUGAUCUAUGAGAUGUCGUCACCUUGUUCCUCGUUGGACUUCGUUUUGGGUGGAGGGGCCAUGGCUCGACAAUGGGACAUUAAAGUGACCCAAUACAAAUGUCACAACGAUGAUAUUGCCGGCCCCUCUGGAUGCCUUCAAUAUUUUACCCAACCAACCGGCCGAAUUUCCAAUUUCAAUUUCCCAACCACAUCCACCGUGGUUGGAUCCACCGUAACCCACUUGUCGCGACAAGCUUAUACCGUUUGCAUCCGUCGAAUGGCUGGAAUGUGUUCCAUUUGUUAUUCCCCCUCUCUUAACCCAGUCCUAGGAUCUGCGACCGAUCAGACUUCUUUUGGUCUCAGCAAGGGAACAAUGGCUCUUCAAGAUACGGCUUGUGUUGAUGAUUUUGUACAAAUCCCCUUUGGAGAGUUGGACGCGGCCACGCCCAUGGGUCAAGGUAUCCAAAUGUUCUGUGGUCGAGGUUUUAAUGUGGUUCCUGCAACCAUUUCGGCUACCGUUUGUUCGAGCUAUCUGCCAUUCCAACUCAACUAUGCAGUCAGUCAAAACGAGGUGGAUAAAGGUGCUAACAACGAACAAAAGGGUUUCCCCGGUGGAAUCGUCGGAUUCAGUCUGGAUUACUUUCAAGUGCCGUGCUAAAGCUCAAUUGUUCAUUUAGAAAUCCAUCGUCUUGCAUCAAGAAAUGGUUAUCGAGUAUAUUUGGUCUUCUCAAAUACUAUCAUUUUGAAUCAAACGCAAUUUGUGUGUAAUCUGAAAUAUCGACAAACCUUUGAAAUAAAAAUUUGUUUCACCCUA